AUGAAAGAAUCUUUUGAUUAGGCUCAUUAUGAUAUAAAGCAGGAGAUAUAACAUUAUGAGCAUGACCUUGAUCAUUUUUGGACAGCACUAACUGGGUAUAUAACAAAAUAAAAUUCAGGGCUGUAGUUCUGAUAAUGCAGUUAGGAUUUGCAUUUCUAGAGGGAGGGUGUGUACGAUACAGGAACAUUUAAAGCAUUAUAAUAAAAGUUUAUGCGAACACUGCUAUAAGCAUAAUUAUGAUGUGGAUAGUAAGAAUAAGCUCUAAAUUAGGUUGGAUAUGGAUUAAUGAUGGGUAAAACUAACGACACUUAAUUUAAUGGUAUUAGUGGUUUCUCAGGUUUCAGAUUUAAGGAUCAUCCUGAAUCUUAUGCUGAUUUUAUAUUUAAUUCAGCAUUGGCAGCUGCAGCUAAUAGUAUUGUAUCUGGUGGAGCUGCUGAAAGAAUGUCAAUACCUGGUUAUAUUGCUCUUAGUGCAUUAUUUUCUGGAUUUAUUUAUCCUAUUUGCAUACAUUGGGCAUUUAGAGGUUGGUUAUAUGAUAUGGGUUAUCAUGAUUUUGCAGGAAGUGGUGCAAUUCAUUUAACAGCUGGAAUUGGAGCACUUGUUGUUACAUAUAUGCUCAGACCUAGAACUAAUCGGUUUGAUCCUGAAUUUGAAUCAUAAUUUAAGCCAGCAAAUACAACCUUUAUUUGUUUAUCUUGUCUGACUUUAUAUAUGGCAUGGAUGUGCUUCAAUUCUGGAUCAACUUUGGCUUUAUCUAAUGGUUCUGUAUUCACAGUUGGAAAUUCAAUAAUAAAUACUAUGGUUGGUGGAGCAAGUGGGGGAUUAUUUGUAUUCUUUUAUCAUUAUUUUACAAAUCGAAAUACUGAAAAUCGUUUUAGUUUAGUGAUGGUUUGUAAUGGUAAUUUAGCAGGUCUAGUAGCAGUUACUGGGUAAUAAUUAAUGUAAUUAGAUUAGAUCUAAUGAUGAAAUAGAAUAAUGGGCAGCAUUUAUUAUUGGUAUAGUAGGAGGAAUAAUAUAUAUUUUAGUGGCUAAAAUAUUACAUAAAUUAGAAAUAGAUGAUCCUGUAGAUGCUAUACCUAUUCAUGCUGGUUGUGGUUUAACAGGAGCCAUGUUUCCAGGAUGGUUUGAUAGAAAAAGAGGAAUAUAUUAUGAAUGGGGAGCAUAUUAAUGGGGAGUUUAAGUACUUGGUUGUGUUUGUUUUAUUGCUUGGUAUUAUUUUAUGAUUAAUAAUUAUAUUUAGGUCUGCUGCCUGGCAUUAUGUAGCUUGUAGAAUAUUAGAAAAACUUAAUUUACUAAGAGUAGAAAAAACUUAAGAUUAAGAAGGAUUAGAUCCAACUGUUUGUGGGGGACAUGCCUUUUUUUAUGAACCUGUAAGAGAAUAAGAUAUGAAAGAAUACUUUUCAUUCUAAAGAGAUAUUUAAUAAUUUGAUUAAGUAAAAUUAAAUGAAAUCGAAAAUGAUGAUAGAAACUUAUCAAUUAUUAAAUAAGCUGAUAAAUGA
Molecule: messenger RNA, 1499 nt
Organism: Paramecium sonneborni
Lineage: Eukaryota; Ciliophora; Oligohymenophorea; Peniculida; Parameciidae
Source: the annotation of a GenBank genome assembly